AUGUUGUGCACCAGCUGUUCAGAAGAUUUCUGGUCCAGCCCCAAGCGUGACCACUGUGUUCCUAAGAAAACAGAAUUCCUCUCCUACCAUGAGCCUCUGGGUAUCUGCUUGACAACCACCUCACUGUUGGGCACAUUUAUCUGUAUUGUUGUUCUGGGCAUCUUCAUCCAUCAUCACAGCACACCUAUAGUUCGUGCCAACAAUUCAGAACUCAGUUUUCUUCUCUUGGUUUCACUCAAAUUGUGUUUCUUGUGUUCGUUGCUCUUCAUUGGACGACCCAAAGUAUGGACUUGCCAACUAAGACAUGCAGCAUUUGGUAUCAGCUUUGUGCUUUGUGUCUCAUGUAUCCUGGUGAAAACCAUGGUGGUUCUGGCUGUGUUCAGGGCCUCCAAACCGGGUGGUGAGUCCAGUCUCAAGUGGUUUGGUGCUGUGCAGCAGAGAGGCACAGUUCUGGUUCUGACUUCUGUUCAAGCAGCGAUCUGCACUGCCUGGCUUGUCUCUUCUUCACCAGUGCCUCAUAAAAACACUCAGUAUCACAGUGACAAGAUAGUUUAUGAGUGUGCAGUUGGGUCCACAGUUGGUUUUGCAGUUUUACUUGGUUAUAUUGGUUUAUUGGCUGUCCUCAGUUGUUUGUUAGCUUUUCUAGCAAGGAAUCUUCCGGACAGUUUCAAUGAGGCCAAACUCAUCACUUUCAGCAUGUUGAUCUUCUGUGCAGUGUGGGUUGCCUUUGUUCCUGCUUACAUCAACUCUCCAGGCAAAUAUGCAGAUGCAGUGGAGGUAUUUGCCAUCCUGGCCUCCAGUUUUGGCCUCUUGGUGGCGCUGUUUGGACCCAAAUGUUAUAUAAUCCUGUUCAGACCAGAAAGAAACACAAAGAAAGCCAUCAUGGGUCGUGGCACCACAAAGUAAAACUGUCAGCACUGCUGUUUCUCUAUCAUCUGUAUUUUAGAAUUGAGUGGUA
Messenger RNA from Solea solea (common sole), 958 nucleotides. Its product is annotated as extracellular calcium-sensing receptor-like. The coding region runs from base 1 to 906 and encodes 301 amino acids. Gene Ontology annotation, cellular component: membrane. Gene Ontology annotation, molecular function: G protein-coupled receptor activity. Gene Ontology annotation, biological process: G protein-coupled receptor signaling pathway. Lineage: Eukaryota; Metazoa; Chordata; Actinopteri; Pleuronectiformes; Soleidae. The transcript has 2 exons. The record is from RefSeq and is a predicted model, not a curated record.